CCUUGGCGGUGCUGCUGCUUCUAAAUGCAAAUCUAAAGAAGGCUCCUUGGAAAACAAAAAGUUCCGUCGGACUUUGAGGUGUGUGCUCAGAGCGUCGUUGAAGAUCGUCAAAUUAAUAUGGCUGGGUCAGGGGGAGCAGCAGCGGCUGGGGCUUUGGAUCAUGCAGCGAGAACCAUGGCAAAAGUAGUGAUGGAGAUUGCGAACUCGCCCGACUUCGAUCGUGAACAAAUUCGCGGUGAAAAGCUGACGCUUUCGCAAGCGUACUGCUUGUUAUGGCAAAAUUCUGAAGAUGGCAAUGUGGGAGGAAGGAGAUUUGGCUUCGAGAGUAACAGUGGAGUGACUGCAGCAGUGAUUGUGGAUUUGAUUGCACUUGGUAAAGUGGAAAUUGAAAUCGAACCUAACACAACUAUGGGCGUGAAAAACGACCAUUACCGUCUGAAGGUAAUGUAAGCUAGCCUUAGAUAACAACUGUUUCAAGGUUAAUUGCACGACGGCAAAUUCAUCGAUUUUCGGGACUAGUAUUCUCCUUCCAAAACCAUGUUACUCAACAAUGUUUGUUAUAAAACAGGUGCAUUGGUUUAUGUGAUCUGAAGAUAUACAUAACGCGCUCGACUGACCACACACGAUAAAAGCGAAAAACCGUCUCGGAGUUAUAAACUUAUUGCGUUGGGAUCGUUUACGAUCCUCACAGCUAGCGCUACCUUAUGUGUAACGCAACAAGGUUGUAGAUUUGAAAAAUUUUACGUACUUUUUUAUAAAUUUAUUUGCUUUAUUUUAUGUACUUUUUACCUACUUUUUAUCAUUGUUUUUAUUUGCUCCAUACUUAAAUUACUGCUGUUUAAGCCGGAAAUAAGUUGUCGUUUACUUUGUCUGAACGGCGAGUUUCGCAGACUUGACGCAAUGUGUCUUACUUGAGGAGCGAGUUGCCUACCUCAAACCGUAGAGCAGUUGUGUUCAGACUGUUUGAACCUCUUUUAAAUUUAGGGUAGAGAAGAAAGUGCUCGUGGAAUUGUUUACCAGCUGGUGCGAUUGAAUACAUCACCUAGCAAUGUUAAGUGCAAACGGCCAAUCACGAGGCGAAGAUUUUUAUAUGCAAAUGUAGCAGUUUGGAAGCUCCAGGGGGCGCCAAUUUCUUUUCAAAAUUAAUCGCAAAUUUGAAUAUUUUUGAAGGGUGUUGAUCUACUGAGUGAUUUUAAGAUUGAUAAAGCUAGUCGGCAGCUGGUGAAGUUAGGUGAACUGAAUUUGUAAUAUUUUGUUGGAGGGGUUUUUUAAACAGGUGAAUCAUCUUGUGCUCAAAUAUAAAAGAAAUUUACAAACCUAUUCUAGGUAGUGAUUUUCGUCAACCUGUAGGGGUGUGUGUUCAGAAGGUUUUGUUGCAUGUCUGCACUGAAUGUCGCAACAUUCACAUUGUUAAGUUAUAGCAGGCAUAACUUAUCACUUCAUCCUGUGAAAUCAUUGAAGGAAAUGCCUUUCUUGCUAAAGGAACUGACACCUCCACAUAAUGAAAUAAUGAUUACCAUAUCAUUAUGAAAUGAAAUAAAUUUCAUGUGAUCUGCAGAUAAAAAUCAAGCAAAAGAUUCAUUCUUGCAGGUGGACUGCAAUUCUAGCAACAUGUGUCCUCGCAUAUCAGUCAGUAGUAGCACCUAACUACAAGAAGUUUGACUCCUGUCAAGGCCUCUAUACUUCCAAGGUUUUUUUCUGCAAUUUCCUAAAUUGCAUUCCACCUACAGGGAUCAUUUCUUUGCUUCAAAAACCAUACCCUAACCCCCUACUUACUCACCUGGAAUUUGUUAUGGACUUACAGCAGUAAAUUUUUUGCAGCAUCUCAUGUUUCUGCAUUAUUUCUCCACAAGAGCUAAUUUUUUUGGAUGAAGGUUGAUCAAACCUUCAAAAUUUAAGAAGAAACUAAUUAGAUCAACAGGACUUACCCUGAACCAAAUGUGCUUUCAGGUGGUUGAUGAAAAACCAACUGGUACAUAUCUUGAUGAGGCUCUCUUUAACGGGAUCUUGAAACAUCAUGAAAAACACCCUGACAAGCCAGAGAAAGUGAAGUCUGUGAUUUUUGAUGAUAUAAGUCAACUUAGAUCAAAGAAUUACUGCUCUACCAUUACACUGGACAGUUUGGUAGAGUUGGGAAUUCUUGAAAUGAAAGAAAAGAUGAUGGGCCGUAAAUACCCAACAGUAAACAAAGGUAAUUAUUAACCCUUUACACCCAAAAAUAAGUGUUCUCCAAGCUCUUCCCUAUACAUUUCCUUUGGUACUGAAUAGGAGAAUUUAUUUAAUGAUCAAAGUUGUUUGGUUGGAGGUCAUUUGCUUUAUUCUCAUGUUCUUAGUGAAUGAUUCAGUGAUAUUAUUAUAAGGAGAAUUUAGAUGCUGGUCACUCUUUGGGUUAAAAGGGUGAAAUGAAAAUGUAGUUAUGUUGCUGAUCUUCGGAAUGGGUUAUUGUUCUUGGCGGGGAAGGGUGAUUGAUCAAGGGGGGAGGGUGAUUGUCCCAAAGGGAAAGAGUUAUUUUUUCCAGAAGGAAGGGUUUUUGCCUGGGGGGGGUUAUUGACCCUGGGGGUUGGGGGAGACACUUGAGGUUUCAUCAUCUAUGCCUCUGGCCUCAAAUAGAUCAUAGGUACGUACCAAUAAAAUGCAUGAAAGCUCUAGCUUAUUUUGUAGUUAACAUAGCAACUCUGCACACCCCAAAAUGCCAUGAGAUGUUGGUGCAUGGAAAACUCUUUUUACUUCAGUGCAAAAUCCCUGGUUUAAUCAAUGCUCAUUUAUCCAUUUGCUAAUUUUUUUUCUUUCUUUUUUUUGGAAUUAAGGACCUGAAGAAAGUUUAGAAAAACAGAUUCGUGAGGUUGUUUUGCAAGAUAUGAAACCAAGUAGCUACAUCCGGGUGCUGCUGGUCUUGGCACGACAUGCAGACAACUUAAUGUGUCUUGAAGAUCCCGUGUUGAAAAAACACUUUUCCAAGGAAGAGUAUGGAAAGGCAAAAGAAAAAAUUAACCAGUUGGUGGGGCUUUAAAUCAAGCAAAGAGAAGAAAUGAAAGGUUUUCCACUAAAUUGGAGAAAUGGACUUUUAAAUAAUUACUCUCAUCUAGAGCUUGUCUUUCAUUAUAAGUGUGUCACUGUUGUUAAAUUUAGAAGAUAGACAACAUUAAAGUUUGUUUCACUAAAAGUUGCUCUUUACACCUUGGAACAUUUAGUUCAGGUCAUUGUCAAGUUUUCUUCAAUCUACUGGCUGCAGUCAAACCUCCAUUAUGCUGCGCUCUCCUACAAAAUAGUCACUUUGAAAAUCUCAUAAUUCUCUUUUCAUUUAAGAAUUAAAUCUCUUUUCCUUUUGUGGUUCUGUCAGCUCUCGCUGGCACUAGAAAAGCGAGUAAUUUACUUUACCAGCCCGUAGUUUAACAGAGUUAUGACUGUUGUCAGUUUACUGUUUAAUAAUGUUUGAAAACUCUGGUAUCUCUCCAGUUUGUUUUUUGGGGGAAGACCUAUCAGAGUCAUGAGUGUCAAUUAAAUACCUGUCAUGUUUUGAUAGAACCCAGGAAUAAAGUAACUUAAAGUUAGCUAAGAUCUUUAUAGAGUCCUGAUAAUUCCAUGUCAAAUCUUUGUUAAUUCAAUGUUACAUUCUCAUCUGGAUGAAACAACCUAUUAAAGGCUAAGGAGAAACGACCAGUUUCGUUUCAAAUUUUCAUUAAGGAAUCAUUGAGUUGAAACAAAAAGUUAACCGUGAAUUGAAACCUGUCGAAGAAUUUGUGCAAAGCAGAAUUAGAAACAUCUUAAAAGUAACUGAAUUUAGGAUAAAAUAAAAAUAAAAAUGAAGUACUCAACUCUGUGUUCAUCACAGUCAUAUUAUAGGGGACACAAUUUAGAAAAUAGCAAAAUUACAUGCCUUAGAAAUGUUGUUUUGUAUCUCAUACUUUUGUCUUCACAAGGAAGUUCACAAAAUGAUGUUGGCUGUCUGCAAACGGAGGCUCAUACCCUAGAAAGAAAGACAGAUAGAUGGAGUCCACAUUUAAAAAUCAUUGUGCUAGCAAAGGUGAAAAAAAAUAGAACUUAGAACUGUUUACAGGAUAAGUCAUCCACGAUCUUGAGGUUUACAUGUUAAGAACUCAGCCUGAAAUGUUAAACUCUCUUCAACCUUUGAAGUUGAUUUAAUCUUUGCAUAGUAGAUGGCAGUUUUCAUUACAAGUAGUGAAUUACGGUCAUUUCGCCUAGUCUAGAGUCGAUUCGCCUACGUCCAAUGUGUUAGUUCGCUACGUCUUAAACUCCGUACUAUGACAAUCAUUGUAUAAAACAGUUGAUUCAAUUGAAAAAAAAAUUGAUGAUAUUCGAAAACUAUCGCAUGAAAAUUUGAUAAAUGUUAAUUGUGUUCAUCUCAUCGUGCUUUGAAAUAAGAGACAAAUUGAUUUGACCCUUUUUGGAAUAUUGGAUAAAUGUUGUGAUGCACGAUGAUAAUUCUGUACAAUGCGCGUUCAUUUCGCGACAUUUUAGAGUAAAUUCGUUAUAUUUUGCGUUUCAUAAUAUGUACUAAUCUGUCACUGAUACAUACAAACCUUUUUAUAGCUUACACAUAAAAUAAAGUUUACAAAUGCAAUUUAAUUAUUACAAGAAACUUUUUAUAGAAAAGGUUGUG
Messenger RNA from Pocillopora meandrina, 4621 nucleotides. NCBI's taxonomy places the organism in Eukaryota, Metazoa, Cnidaria, Anthozoa, Scleractinia, Pocilloporidae. The record is from the annotation of a GenBank genome assembly.